Mytilus californianus (California mussel) is the source of this 1551-nucleotide messenger RNA. RefSeq lists its product as uncharacterized. The coding region runs from base 6 to 1127 and encodes 373 amino acids. The record is from RefSeq and is a predicted model, not a curated record. The transcript is spliced from 5 exons. NCBI's taxonomy places the organism in Eukaryota, Metazoa, Mollusca, Bivalvia, Mytilida, Mytilidae.
UAAAUAUGUUAUCUAUGUUCAUAAAGUUUAAUAAUUUUUCAAUAAGUGUCAUGAUGAUGAGAUUAAUGGUAUUUCUGAUCAUUUUUGGAAUUUUGUUUACUAACUGUAGAGGAGCAAAGAAAGAUGUUAUUUGGUUGGUAGAUGCAUCAAGUUCAAUAUCAGCUACUGACCAUGCACUGACAAUGGGUUUCAUUUACAACGUGACAUCACAUUUAACUAUAGGCGACUCUGAUAUUAGAAUGGCAGUCGUUACGUUUGAGGUUGAGACAUACGCCGAAUUUGAGUUAGAUGAUAACACCAACAAAGCAAGUCUUCUGUCAGCUAUAAACAGCAUAUCAUACACUCAAUCAACCGUAUCUUCGAGGAAAACUAUGGACGCAUUAACAUAUACAAAAACACUCUAUCUUACCCAAAAAGGAGGUCGCAUUGAUGCUGGUAAAGUUGUUAUUGUGAUAGUAAGCGGCACUUCGACUAGCGAAGCUCAAACUAAGAACACAGCCGGGGAUCUCAGAACAUCACAUGGAGUGGAAGUGUUUGCUAUAGGCAUAGGCUCGGAUUUAUCUUCAACAAAUACCGAAUUGCAGGGAAUUGCAAACGAUCCUGACUCGUAUUAUGUUGAAUAUAUUGGUGGAUUUAUAAAUCUGUGUGGUAUUGUUCCAUCCAUUGUACCUAAGAUUGAUAAUGAAACAACAGCUACAAUGUUGGAUGGUUGUGUUGAGUGGGUAGAGCCUACGACCACAGAAAUAACUACAACAGACAGAAUAACAGAGGCGACAAUUUCCCAAACAAACGAAGGUUUAGAUGCCGGUGCCAUCAUAGGUAUCCUGUUAUCAUGUUUACUGCUUUUAGCACUUUCAUCCUGCGUAUUAUACCUACUGUAUAGAAGAAAAAGAAGAAAAGACAAAAAAGACCAGAUUAAUCCUGAAGAUACGAUAGUAAAGGCUGUGAAUGACUACAAUAACACAAGUCUUGGAGAAAAAAGACACAUUUACAAGAGAGACACUACCAGCCUCAAUACCAAACCUACUAAAGCAAUGAAUGAAAAUGAUACACUGUCUUCAGUGUAUGAAAAUCUCGGAGAAAGAAGUGUUACAUCGUCUAUUAUUAAUGUAAAACUUCCUAUAUGAAAUAUUAUGUGUUUUGUUAACGUAUUGUUUAGCUAGACCUGUUUUACGACCACAGCAAAAUAAAUAAAUAAAUUUAAAAAAAAAUGAAAAGAAAUACGCUUACAUACCUUUGGACUUGUUUUCAGUUUUGCUGUAUUUGUUUUUUUGGUUUUUUUUUAGAUAACAAGAAGAUAAAAUUAUGUGCAAUAAUGUAAACUAUUGUUUUUAUUUGUUUUAAGCUCAACCAGUAUAACUGACUCAAAAAUAAAUUUGGGAUUCAGACGAUUGCAAAUAACAUAAAUUUCCUCUGAUGUUGCUGGUCUUAACAUCAUUUGGUAUCAUACCGUACCGAACAUGUACUGAAAGUGCAUCCCCAAUUGUUUCUGAAUGGGAUUUAAAACACAUUUCAAUACUUUUUUUUAAUAAAUUUGAGUUUCCUUCCUUG